CAACCCACUUUCAGAUAGUCACGUGACCGACGCCAUCUCGUCCAAUUUGGAGUAGCCGCUACACAAAAGAAAUAAACAUGGAUAUGCCAACAAAUGAGCAUGACAAUUACGAACAAAGCAGCCCAAAUGAUAGGUAUGAUGGAACAACGGAACGAUUCAAUCAGGACAACGAUAGGUCACCAGAAAGAUCAAGGUCACGUUCACCAGUAAGACGCUCAGGAUCAAGGUCGCCGAGAAGGGACAGCAGAGACAGACCAAGACGCAUUAAUCUCAUUUCCAAACGAUGCAUCAUCAGCAAUGUUCCCUACGAAAUGAAGUGGCAAGACAUCAAAGAUAUGUUCAGAAAAGAAGUUGGAGAAGUCUCCUAUGUAGAAAUGUGGGAGAACCCAGAUGGAAAGUCCAGGGGAGCAGGUAUCAUCGAGUUCAAGGAUAAAGACACAGCCAGGAAGGCAAUAGAAGUGAUGCACCGGUAUAAGAUGAAGGACAGAAACAUUGUCGUCAGAGAAGAGCGAGAGAGUGACCAGAACCAGAUAGGAGCGGCCAGAGGAGGCAGUGGUGGGGGAAGUGGUGGAGGCGGCUCAGGAAUGAUGGGCAGCGGGCCUGGAAUGAUGGGAAACAUGGGGGGCGGAGGUGGCAGCGGCGGCAUGAUGGGAAAUAUGGGUGGUGGCGGUGGAGGAAACAUGAAUGUGAGCCAGCAGGUUCUGAACCAACUUGGCAUCGAAGGACCCGUCACCAACACAUUGUUUGUGUCCAAUCUGGACUACAAGGUAACCUGGAAGAAGAUGAAGGAUGUGUUCAAGCUGGCAGGAAAUGUCCUUAGGGCAGAGAUCAAGCUGGACAAAGAUGGAAAGAGUCGUGGAUUAGGAACUGUGGUGUUUGAGUUCCCCAUGGAGGCUCUCCAGGCUAUCUCUAUGUUUAACAACCAGACACUAUUUGACCGACCAAUGAGGGUGAAGAUGGAUACCCCACCAGGUGGCUCUAAUGGAGGCAGACCAUCCCAGGUCCAACUUCCAAGUGGAUUGAAGUCGGUUGGAUUGGGUCUCGGGGCCGGUGGCCAGCCACUACAGAAUAUUGGACAACAGAUGGGCUCUGGAGGAGGGAAUAGUUAUGGGAUGGGCGGUGGGUCCAUGGGGAUGGGUGCAGGUGGUAGCAGUAUGGGUAUGGGAGGAAGUGGCAUGGGUAUGGGUGGUGGAAUGGGAAUGGGAGGUGGUAUGGACAACAGUAUGGUGGGUAUGGGAGGCAACAUGGGCACUGGAAUGUCUGGGAUGGGCAACAUGGGUUCCAACAUGGGGAUGGGAGGCAACAUGGGAACAGGCAUGAGCACCAACAUGGGAAUGGGCAUGGGAACAGGUAUGUCUGGCGCCGGAAAUAUUGGCUCCAAUAUGGGCAUGUCCGGUGGCAUGAGCGACAACUUCUCCAGCAGCAUGGUGUCCGGGAACAUGGGCAACACUGGUUACAACACCAACACUGGUAUGGGAACAAGUCUUGGAGACCAACUCCGCGGUAUGAGCAGCAAUAUGGGCAGCGGCAGUUACAACACCGGCAUGAUGGACUCUAUGGGCGGCGGUUCUUCUGGGAACAUGGGCAAUAGUAGCUUCAAUUCUAUGGGUAGUUCAUUCAGCUCCUCCGACCGUUCUGGCCAGCGUGACCGUGACCGCAGUAGUGACCGAGGAGUUGACCGUGGGGGUAGAAACCUUGGUACCCGGCCAGACAACUGUACAGUGGUUGUGAAAAAUUUACCUUGGUCACUGACAUGGCAGUCCCUGAGAGACAAGUUUAGGACAUGUGCUGACGUGAAAUAUGCUGAAAUAAAGAUGGAGAAUGGUAAAUCUCAAGGCUGGGGACUUGUCCGAUUCGGUUCCGCUGAAGAUGCUCAGAGAGCAAUAUCUGCCAUGAACAGGACGAGAGUAGACGGGCGUGAAGUGGAUGUCAAGCUCUACCGCUGAAUGACGGUACUGCUUGCACAUACAAACUGGUUUCUCUUUGGUGGUCCGUGAUCACUGGCAUUGACCAGUUGGCAGUUUGGGAUUUAUUAACUUUUGUGUCAUCAGUUGUUGAUGUUUGUCGGUAGUUUCAUGGGUUUUAGUUACGUUCUGUUGUGACCUCUGCCAGGGCAGGUUAUGAUUCGAGACUAAGAUACCCUAUAUCUACAUAAGGUAUUGUUUGAUGCAGGAAGGAUUGGAACUCUGGUCACACAAUAGAUACAUCAUUCAUUGAGCCAUGGACUUCUGUAGUAAUAUUGAACCCUGAUUUGAAAGUUGUGCAUAAAGCUGACUUCGCUCAUGGCGUGAUCAUCAUUUUAAUUGUUAUGUAGUAUCAGUGGUGCUUUACUGAUGUCGAUAUCCUUGUCUUGUCACUCUGGUCUUCGUGUAAUCAUGCAUUAUCAAUAACAUGCUUUCGUAUUUGUCAUCAUCAUUCAAUAAAAAAAAAGUCUGUUUGUAGGUUUGAGUUUUAUUUUUUUCUUCUUACACAGUUGGUACUUGACAUACCCAAUAUUGUGCACUCCAUAGAAUGUAUGGGAUUGAAGCUACCUGCUGAUUUCAGUUGAUGGAAAUCACAAAACUUCAAGCAUGUGGCAUUAUAAUCGUUUGAUACAUGUACAAUGUGCAAAGAUCAGUGGAUUAUUUUCAUAACUUUGUUGUAUUGAAACAGUGUUUGACCUUUAUUGUCUGUGUCGUUUGAUUGCAGAUUGUUAUCAAUUAUGAGAUUGUUCAUUUGUCUUUCCAUGAGAAAAUUGACAGAUACUGGUAUGUAAGAUGUUCCAUAUUUAUAAGUUUGAGAUAUUGUGAUAAAAAAUUGUGUGCUUUGAGAGAAAUUCAAUUUCUGUCUCUAUUUUUGCUUGAAGGAGGAAAGGGAAAUACAUUUUAUUUAUUUAUUGUAUAUUAUUACUUUUUUGAAAUGUUAAAUAUCUAUAUCAUUGUAGUAAAAUAGCUGAAAUCUUCACAAAGCAGAACCUUAUUUUUGGUAUAAACACUAUUUUCUAAUUUGAUCAAACAAUGUGGCAUAGAUGGAUAUAUUUCCUUCAAAUUCUGUAGACUAUAAAAUCUUAUUGUUGUGUUACUGAGCUUGAUUGUACUAGUUUGAUCAGAUCCUAAAUUUGUUUUAAAAAAUGUGAAUCUUUGUGUAUACAGGUGUGUGUUAUCCCUUCAAAAAUGAUUGAAAAGUGAUUUGAUAUAAGAAAUAUCUUAUCUUUCGAAAAACAAAAACAGUAAUAAAAAAUGCUCUUGAAUUUGAAACCUAGGUGAGGUGAAGGGUGAACAAAUUUUUAAAUCUUUCGCUGACAAAUUGUGUGAACCAUUUCGUACAGCAUUUUGUGUAGUAAAAGUGAAUGAGUAAGUUUGGUUUUGAUGCCGAUGUGCUGGAAAUGUGACAUGAUGCUUGCAGUAUUACUAUGUUGGUAUGUGGCGUUUUGCGACGAAGGGAUUUCUCUUGGAUUUACUGGCAGCGUACAGGAAUGCGGGGUUGACGAUGUCUGCUGAGCUGGCCUGUGUUUUUAUGGAAAGUCUGUGUGACAGACAUUUGUUUGCAGAGUUUUCCAGUUUUGUGUGGUAUCAAUGCUCCAGGAGUACAUGAAGAUUUCACAGGUGUAACAGUGUCCCCAUUACAGGUGUUGGUACUUGUAGGGGUCUGUUCAGUACAGGUAUUUCAUUGGAAUUAUUACUGGUAUUGAAUGUGAUGCUUUUGCUUUAAAAUUCAUUUUUUCAUGUCUUUUGUAUUAUAUUUGUGAUAAACUGGUUUAAAAUCUUCACUAAUAUAUGAUGGGUGGUUUUUGUUAAACUUUUCGGAAAAGAAUUCAAAUAUGAAUGGGAAAGAAUCGUCAAUGAUAUCUUUGUUUAGUUGUGUGUCCUAACUUUCCAAUCUGGAAAAAAACAAAUGUGGAGAAUCUGAAUUUGUAUGCAUGAUGUGAAUUGUAGUCCUGUGUCUCUAGCUGAACACUAAAAUGGAAUGUGUUUUGAGAAAAGUUAUUGGUGAACUCGCAAUACCAAGAGUUUCACCCACUUGUGUACUGGAGUUUAGAUUGGGUUGGGAUCGGAACAUUUUCCCCUAUUUUGGUGCUGGGUGUUUUGCUCAAAAUUGGCCUGUUCUUUGUUCGAUAGUAAAUUGAUGUUGUGAUCACACUCCUUUUACAAGAAGUGUCUUGUUUUGUUAACUGUUUGCUAUUUUCAGUGUUGAAUACUUUGAAGUAACAGGAAGUAACCUUUGACCUUUGAGUGUAACCUUUGAGUAACAACUGUAUACAAACGGCUCUCCCAGGAUGAUCAGACAGAUGGAGUGAAGAUAUCCAUGGAAACACUGUUGAAAUGUUUUUUUGCAAAUUUUGAUUGUGUGGCUUAUUAUUGAUUGAUAUUUUGAGUUUUUACUUGGGAUCCAAUCAUUAGGACUCUACUUGCAUAUAUGGUUUGUGUGUCAGUUGUGAAAAUUGUCACUUGUUUUCUGUGAUCAAAACUUCUGUUUCUGAAUUGUGGAAAAUAAAUUUAUGAAAGUUAAAUUUCUAGGAAACUUUAAUAUAUAAUCCUGUUUGAAGGAAAAUAUGCUUUGUCUGGUGAAUUGUAUUCUUUUUAAAUAUUUCAAGAAAAAAGUGUUGAACUAAUAUUCCAUUUGUUUUGAAAGUCGUUACAAAUUUGAGAUUAUUAAAACAUAUCAUGAGUGUCACAUGAGACUUAAUACUACAGAUAUUUUUAUCAAAUGUCAUUUAUUCUUGCCAGGCCUAACUGAGACUUGAGUCUAGUAAUUACGUCAACACGUGUACAGUGCGAACAGCGACAUGUCUUAGCUAUGGCCCAACUGUGGGCUGCCUAUAUUGAGCAUGACUUACGUCUACAUCUACAUCUACAUGGUGUGAUCUAGACAACUUCUCGAGCCCUGUCAGAGCAACACUACAAAUUGUGUUCACUAUGUACACGCUAUACAGUCACAUGGUAUUCUGAAUUACUGAAAGUCACGAACGUGUGCAUGGUAUGGAGUGGACAACCCAAUGAAGGGCUGUAAAUGUGGAAUCUGUUAGACCAGCCAGGACUGCCUGGUGAAGCCAGUAAACAUGCAAGUGUGGACAUUCCAAAUAUGUCAUGUAAAUGUGCAGGAACGUUGUGGACAUCCUAAGCAGGACUUGUCAAUGUUUAUACUGUGGCUAUAUUUCUUCUUGUGAAUGUAUUGAGCACCUUUAGACAUUCAAAUAACCACUACAGCAUGAAGAAAACAUCUUUCGAUGUGUAAAUAAACUGUAAUUGUCAUUGACAGUCAGUUGGAAUGCUAAUACUCAUGACAUGACAACGAUGUGGAUGUCCUCAGAUGGUUUCAAAAAGCCAGUAUUAAAGACUGAAAUGAUGACUUAC
This is a messenger RNA of Mizuhopecten yessoensis (Yesso scallop), 5333 nucleotides long. RefSeq names its product heterogeneous nuclear ribonucleoprotein M-like. Gene Ontology annotation, cellular component: cytoplasm; post-mRNA release spliceosomal complex; nucleus. The record is from RefSeq and is a predicted model, not a curated record. The transcript has 14 exons. NCBI's taxonomy places the organism in Eukaryota, Metazoa, Mollusca, Bivalvia, Pectinida, Pectinidae. Bases 78 to 1946 code for a protein of 622 amino acids. Gene Ontology annotation, molecular function: mRNA binding. Gene Ontology annotation, biological process: regulation of mRNA stability involved in response to oxidative stress.